Messenger RNA from Coregonus sp. 'balchen', 4451 nucleotides. Lineage: Eukaryota; Metazoa; Chordata; Actinopteri; Salmoniformes; Salmonidae. The record is from the annotation of a GenBank genome assembly.
AUCGCAGGGAAAUAUGACGUGCAAAAGGAGGAGGAGCUUCGGUUCUGGAUCGAGGAGGUGACUGGGAUGGCCAUAGGAGAGAACUUCCAGAAGGGCCUGAAGGACGGAGUCAUCCUGGGAGAGUAAGUGUGUGUGUGUGUGUGUGUUUCUCAGAAGAGCUGACACUGACAGAGUGUUGACAUUGCAGGCAGGUGUGUGUGUGUGUGUGUGUGUGUGUGUGUGUGUGUGGGCCCUCCACACUGUGCGGUGACGUGUGGCUAAUGUUUUCCGGGUGGAAACACUGACUUUGAUUUUACACAUGGGUAAUCAAUCGCACUCCAGUCACUGUCCACAGAUGGAUGUGACGAUUAGCAUAUUGUCUAUUUCACAUUCCUGUGGAAUACACAUUUGAUACACAAGUCCAUACUGCAGAUAUAAUCCUCCCCAAGAUUCACUUGUUAAAAGCUACUAGCAUGUUUGUUGUAAGAUGCCAUUUUUACAUUGAACAUGAGCGCUUUAAGGCAUAACUCUUUCUCUCCUUUCCCCUAGCCUGAUAAACAAACUGCAGCCUGGCUCGAUAAAGAAAAUAAACCACUCACAACUGAACUGGCACAAGGUAGGCUAAUGCUCUGAACUGGCACAAGGUAGGCUAAUGCUCUGAACUGGCACAAGGUAGGCUAAUGCUCUGAACUGGUACAAGGUAGGCUAAUGCUCUGAACUGGCACAAGGUAGGCUAAUGCUCUGAACUGGUACAAGGUAGGCUAAUGUUCUGAACUGGUACAAGGUAGGUUAAUGCUCUGAACUGGCACAAGGUAGGUUAAUGCUCUGAACUGGCACAAGGUAGGCUAAUGCUCUGAACUGGCACAAGGUAGGCUAAUGUUCUGAACUGGCACAAGGUAGGCUAAUGUUCUGAACUGGCACAAGGUAGGCUAAUGUUCUGAACUGGCACAAGGUAGGUUAAUGCUCUGAACUGGCACAAGGUAGGUUAAUGCUCUGAACUGGCACAAUGUAGGCUAAUGUUCUGAACUGGUACAAGGUAGGUUAAUGCUCUGAACUGGCACAAGGUAGGCUAAUGUUCUGAACUGGCACAGGGUAGGCUAAUGCUCUGAACUGGUACAAGGUAGGCUAAUGCUCUGAACUGGCACAAGGUAGGCUAAUGUUCUGAACUGGCACAAGGUAGGCUAAUGCUCUGAACUGGUACAAGGUAGGCUAAUGUUCUGAACUGGCACAAGGUAGGCUAAUGCUCUGAACUGGUACAAGGUAGGCUAAUGCCUUCCUCAAACAUAACCUCAGUGUAUGGUGUUGUUCACACCCUUCUGUAAUAAUAUGAACACUUUUUUCAAGAGAGCACAGAAGCCAUAGAGUGGCUAUUCAUUAAGCCUUCACCUCUCUCUCUCUCUCUCUCUCUCUCUCUCUCUCUCUCUCUCUCUCUCUCUCCUUCUUUAAGGAGUUAUUACUUUCUGAUGUUUGUACCUAAGUCCCUUCCCCAUCGCUGCUAUGCCCCUCCCCCAUGCAUGCUAUGCCUGUCUCAUCCCUGCUAUGCCCCUCCCCAUCCAUGCUAUGCCCCUCCCUCAUCCCUGAUAUGCCCCUCCCCAUCCCUUCUGUGUUCUGGGGCCUGUUCAGGAUGAUGUAACGUCACAGAACAUUCAGAUAGAAAUGGUGUAGAAGGGGAUAGGAUUGUCUUGUCAAAUAGAGUAGAAAAUAGUACCAGCUCUGUAACCUGUGUUGUUGUGUUCCCCCCAGCUGGAGAACCUUGGCAACUUCAUCAAAGCCAUCCUGGCCUAUGGCAUGAAGCCUAAUGACAUCUUUGAGGCCAACGACCUGUUUGAGAACGGCAACAUGACCCAAGUCCAGAGCACACUGCUCUCCCUGGCCAGCAUGGUGAGGGGGGUAGAAAGACUUUCCAAAUGUUUUUUUGUGAUACUUUGUAGUUUUUUAUGGUAAUUAGUGUAUACUGGGAGAAAGACUUUGCUGACAGCUACAGUGAAGUGUCACCAAUACUUUCUGAUAGGGUUCCUUCUCUCGAAGAGACCUGUAGCAUCAAUAUAUUUCCGCAUUCUUAUCUCAUUCCAUAGGCAAAGACCAAAGGCAUGCACACGUCGUGUGAUAUUGGUGUGAAAUACGCGGACAAACAGACACGCCAUUUUGACAAUGAGAAGAUCAAGGCUGGACAGUGUGUCAUCGGACUGCAGGUAAGACAUGGUGGGGAUGAUUGGUGAUGAUGUUGAUGACAAUAGGUUGUAAGGCUCUGUUACUGGGUGUGACUAUACAAUGUGUUGUUUUUGUUCAUUGUUCUACCGUUCAACAUUGUGCCAAUGAAAAUGAUCCCUUUAAUUGAAUGUUUAUAUGUAGCUGAUGUCACUGAUUCUUCAAAUGUAAUACAUGCACAAUCGCCUUGUAAUAGAUGUCAGAUACUUGUAAAAGAUGUCAGAUACUUGUAAAAGAUGUCAGAUACUUGUAAUAGAUGUCAGAUACGUGUAAUAGAUGUCAGAUACUUGUAAUAUAUGUCAGAUACUUGUAAAAUAUGUCAGAUACUUGUAAAAUAUGUCAGAUACUUGUAAAAGAUGUCAGAUACUUGUAAAAGAUGUCAGAUGCUUGUAAAAGAUGUCAGAUACUUGUAAAAGAUGUCAGAUACUUGUAAUAUAUGUCAGAUACUUGUAAUAGAUGUCAGAUACUUGUAAAAUAUGUCAGAUAUUGUAAAAUAUGUCAGAUACUUGUAAUAUAUGUCAGAUACUUGUAAUAGAUGUCAGAUGCUUGUAAAAUAUGUCAGAUACUUGUAAAAGAUGUCAGAUACUUGUAAUAGAUGUCAGAUACUUGUAAUAGAUGUCAGAUACUUGUAAUAGAUGUCAGAUACUUGUAAAAGAUGUCAGAUACUUGUAAAAUAUGUCAGAUACUUGUAAUAGAUGUCAGAUACUUGUAAUAGAUGUCAGAUACUUGUAAUAGAUGUCAGAUACUUGUAAUAGAUGUCAGAUACUUGUAAUAUAUGUCAGAUACUUGUAAAAGAUGUCAGAUACUUGUAAAAUAUGUCAGAUACUUGUAAAAUAUGUCAGAUACUUGUAAUAGAUGUCAGAUACUUGUAAAAGAUGUCAGAUACUUGUAAUAGAUGUCAGAUACUUGUAAUAGGUCUAUUCAGCUAAUGGUUCUAUGUUCCUCCGUGUUUAGAUGGGGACCAACAAGUGUGCAAGCCAGGCUGGUAUGACAGCAUAUGGGACCAGGAGACAUCUUUACGACCCAAAGACCCAGACAGACAAGCCUUACGACCAGACCACCAUCAGUCUGCAGAUGGGCACCAACAAAGGAGCCAGCCAGGUAAAACCAAGGGUUUAUUUUAACACUGUGAAUGUGUAUGUCUAUGGGUAGAACCCACACAGUUGCUUUUACAUGGGGUCCACUUCCCCCUAUUGAAACCAUGAUGGAACCAUGAUGUGAUGGAAGGAACUACCCAGCAAGUGCUACUCUCAAGAGAGUCGGGGGAAUGUAACAGAGAGUCGGGGGAAUGUAACAGAGAGUCGGGGGAAUGUAACAGAGAGUCGGGGGAAUGGAACAGAGAGUCGGGGGAAUGGAACAGAGAGUCGGGAGAAUGUAACAGAGAGUCGGGGGGAAUGUAACAGAGAGUCGGGGGGAAUGUAACAGAGAGUCGGGGGAAUGUAACAGAGAGUCGGGGGAAUGUAACAGAGAGUCGGGGGAAUGUAACAGAGAGUCGGGGGAAUGUAACAGAGAGUCGGGGGAAUGUAACAGAGAGUCGGGGGAAUGUAACAGAGAGUCGGGGGAAUGUAACAGAGAGUCGGGGGAAUGUAACAGAGAGUCGGGGGAAUGUAACAGAGAGUCGGGGGAAUGUAACAGAGAGUCGGGGGAAUGUAACAGAGAGUCUGGGGAAUCUAGAUCUACUUUGCAUAUUGCCAUAAUCACAUUGUUUAAAAUACAUAAUACACAUAUAUGUCUCGAAGAAGACCAUCCAGGUCAAUAUUCCUGCCUCCGAACAGUUUUCUUGGAAAUCUCCUAAAUGUGUCCCCCCUCCCCGUCCCCUCUUCUCUCCUAGGCCGGUAUGUCCUGCCCGGGAACGCGUCGUGACAUCUUCGACAAUAAGCAGGUGCAGCCGGUGGACAACUCCACCAUCUCCCUGCAGAUGGGCACCAACAAGGCGGCGUCCCAGAAGGGCAUGAGCGCGUACGGCCUGGGACGCCAGGUGUACGACCCCAAGUACUGCGGCUCGCCCACCGAGCCCGUCAUCCAUGCCGACGGGAGCCAGGGCACCAACUGCUCAGAGAUCAGCGACAGUGACUAUCAGGCCGAGGAGUUCCUCCAGGAGGGCGAGGUGGAGGAGUACCCAGUGGCUUAUCAGGAAGAGGACAACUACAGCGACGUGGCCCACUACAACGAGGUCGACCAGGGCAUCGACUAUUAGGGCUGUCCUCUCAGGGCCAUCCGACACUAGCCUGGUCCCAGAUCUGUCUGUGCUGCCAAUGACCAUA